Sugiyamaella lignohabitans is the source of this 2271-nucleotide messenger RNA. It is a transcript of the gene KNS1, whose product is annotated as serine/threonine protein kinase KNS1. Bases 1 to 2271 code for a protein of 756 amino acids. Gene Ontology annotation, molecular function: protein kinase activity; ATP binding. Gene Ontology annotation, biological process: protein phosphorylation. Lineage: Eukaryota; Fungi; Ascomycota; Dipodascomycetes; Dipodascales; Trichomonascaceae. The transcript has a single exon. The record is from RefSeq and is a predicted model, not a curated record. Gene Ontology annotation, cellular component: nucleus.
AUGUCUACUGCAGUUCAGCAACCAAACCAGUCAUAUUUGCGCCGGAAUCAUGGCAGAAACCAGCCGGACUGGCAUGCCUUUUACGCAAAUGGCUACCCUUCUGAGGUGAUUGUAAUCUCUGACGACGAAGAUUCGGGUCAUCCAGACCCAAAGGUAGUAGCUUCGUCUGGGUCGGGAUCAAACUAUAGAAUCGGUUCCGGUGCCCCAAUGUUGAACUACAAUCAGGAAAUCCCUCAUCCCGCCUCUCAUCAGCAUCAUCACAAUGACUCGUCGUCCUCUACCACUUCUAGUUCGUCAUUUUCUUCUACAACUGCCAUGACUGUCAGCACAACUGCCGCUAGCUCGGUUACUGACACCUCGAAAUAUAUGAAGACCGCUGGAAAGCAACCUACGAUCGCUUUGCCAGAUUCUUCAAAACGGUUAAGAAAGUACAGUUCAAGCGGGACAUAUAGUGAAAACGGACGUAUGGUUGAAGACCAUCCACAGUCUUAUGGCAAUAACCAAGGUCACCUCCAGGGUGGAUACAGUCAAGCCCACUACUACAACGAAUCAUACCACGAUGUUCCUUUUGACGAUGACUAUGACUAUCAGUAUGAUGAGGAUGAUUCCCCAUAUUGUACAGAAUAUUCUAUGAUUGAGUCGACAGAAUCGAUCACCAGUGGCUCGAUAAAUGUUACCGGCGCCGCUGUAUCCAGUGUGCCAGGAGCUGUUGUCCCUAUAACUGCCACUGCAAGGUCCUCGCUUACCCGAACUAGCAGCAGCAUUGCUAGCAAUGGGUUACUGGCUACUACUUCCAACAGCCAGGCUACUUCUUCUGGUACUGCGUACAAGAAGAAACGUAAGCGCAUUACGACAAAGUCGGGCAAGUCGAGCAAUUCUGGCGGUAUUCCUAUGUCUGGCACCUUUAACACUGGCGCCGAGGUUGCUUACCAACCAUAUCCUACUCGUCUUUUGACUCCACCUUCCCCUAUGCAAAUUGUCAAGCCAACCGAUGUAGAAGUUCGUCCGGUAAUUGAUCGUGUACACAAUCCUGAUCCAUGUGAUGAUAAAGACGGCCAUUUUGUUGUUGAAACGAAUACAUGUUUUGCGGACAACAGGUAUCAGAUCCUUAAACUGCUGGGACAAGGUACCUUUGGCAAGGUGGUCUCGGUGUACGACAAGAAAACCAAGACUCACCGAGCUAUAAAAAUCAUACGGGCUGUAGAGAAGUAUCGGGAAGCAAGUAGGAUUGAAUUGAGAGUGUUGAUGACCCUGGCAAUGUAUGAUGAACAUAACAUCCAUCAGUGUAUUCAUCUCCGUGACUGCUUUGACUACCGCAAUCAUAUCUGCAUAGUUACUGAUCUACUAGGUAUCAGCAUUUUCGACUUCAUGAAGGCGAACAACUUUAUCCCGUUUCCGGGAAGCCAUGUCCAGUCAUUUGCUUAUCAGCUAUUGAAGAGUGUAGCCUUUCUACACAGCCUGAAUCUUGUUCAUACUGAUUUGAAGCCUGAAAACAUUCUGCUUACCAAUAGCGAAUCUAGAUCAAUGCCUUAUCGUAAAGGACGGUCAUCAAAGAAACGCAAUGUUCUUAGUUCCACCACCAUAAACCUUAUCGACUUUGGUUCUGCCAUUUUUAAUGAUGAGCACCACAGCUCAGUAGUAUCCACUCGUCAUUAUCGGGCUCCAGAAAUUAUAUUAGGCAUUGGUUGGUCGUUCCCUUGUGAUGUUUGGUCUAUUGGAUGUAUUCUUGUCGAACUUUGCACUGGAGAGGCUCUCUUCCAAACUCAUGAUAACCUGGAGCACCUCGCUUUGAUGGAAAAGGUAAUUGGUGAGAAGCUGGACCCAGCGGUGAUUCAACGUAUUCCCACAAAGUCACAAACUCGUGCUGAAAUCAUAAACAAGCACACAAACACUAUCAACUACCCCAAUGAUUCGGUUGAUCAGGCGAGUGUGAAGUAUGUUAAUUCGGUUAGAACCUUUGACCAUUUAGUGCAAUCAUCUGUGCCCUAUUACUCGCGUGACAAAGCUUUCUGGAACUCGUUCUUGGACCUUCUCCAUCAAAUAUUUGUCUAUGAUGCCAACAACCGUAUUACUGCACUAGAAGCCCUGAACCACCCAUGGUUUCAGAAAGUCAUCAAUGAUGACGGAUGUAGUAGUCAUCUCCAGCAUAGACACGAGUACCAACCCUCUUAUGUGGGUAUGGGCGUCUCCAAAUCAUCAUCUUCAUCAUCGGCAUCUACAGCUACUCCCAGUUCUUCUUCGUCUAGACACAAUCGCCGCCAACGAUUAUAA